Saccostrea cuccullata (small rock oyster) is the source of this 4430-nucleotide messenger RNA. Its product is annotated as cleavage and polyadenylation specificity factor subunit 1-like. Gene Ontology annotation, cellular component: nucleus; mRNA cleavage and polyadenylation specificity factor complex. NCBI's taxonomy places the organism in Eukaryota, Metazoa, Mollusca, Bivalvia, Ostreida, Ostreidae. Gene Ontology annotation, molecular function: protein binding; nucleic acid binding. The transcript is spliced from 38 exons. The record is from RefSeq and is a predicted model, not a curated record.
UAUGGCGCCGGGGGAGCACAGCGUGCAGAGAAGUUUCAGAAUAGAAACAAAAUUCCAUGUGUAGUUUGACUUUUCAUCAUUUACAAUAUUUGAAUCAUAUCUCAUAACACAAGGAAUCAAUAGUCUGUGAAAAAUGUAUUCCAUAUUUAAGCAGACCCAUCCCCCAACUGGGAUAGAGCAUUGUGUGUACUGUAAUUUUUUCAACACAUCAGAGAGAAAUUUGGUGAUUGCAGCUGUGAAUAAGCUUUAUGUGUAUAGAUUAAAUCCAGAUCCAGAGGAUGAAAAUAAUGAGAAAGAUGAACUUAGGAAACCAGAUUACAAACAGAAACAGAAAAUGGAAUGUCUUGCAACCUUCACUUUGUUUGGAAACAUCAUGUCCAUGAAGUUUGUGAAGCUUCCUGGAGCUCUCAGGGAUUCUCUGCUGCUGAGUUUCUGUGAUGCAAAGUUGUCAGUUGUGGAAUAUGAUCCAGGAACACAUGACUUACAGACUACAUCAUUACAUUACUUUGAGGAACCAUCCUUAAAGAGCGGAUUUUUCACAAAUUACUAUAUCCCAGAGGUAAGAGUUGACCCAGAUGGUCGAUGUGCAGCCAUGCAUGUCUAUGGUUCCCACAUGGUCAUUCUGCCCUUCAAACGAGAUGUCAAAAAUUUUAGUAAAUCUCCCAUUCUCUCUUCUUACAUCAUUGAUUUGAGGAGUUUUGAUGAAAAGAUCAUCAAUGUCAAAGACUUCCAGUUCCUUCAUGGCUACUACGAGCCUACCAUAUUUAUUCUGUUUGAACCUUUGCAAACAUGGGCAGGGAGAACAGCUGUGAGGGCAGACACCUGUAGCAUUGUAGCCAUCUCCCUCAACUUACAGGAAAAAGUACACCCCAUCAUCUGGUCUCUCAGUAGUCUCCCCUUUGACUGCUGCCAAGUAUUGGCUGUGCCCAGACCCAUUGGUGGUGUAAUCGUCAUAGCAGUCAACUCCUUGUUAUAUCUGAAUCAGAGCGUACCUCCUUAUGGCGUCUCACUUAACAGCAUCUCACAGCAGAGUACUCUGUUUCCACUGCGUAUUCAGGAGGGUGUUAGGAUAGCUCUGGACUGCUGUCAAGCUGCUUUUAUGUCAUACGACAAGAUUGUACUGUCACUCAAAGGAGGAGAAUUGUAUGUUAUCUCUUUGUUUGGUAUGUGUUGACAUGGAAUUUUCAGUUUUAACUUUGACAAAUCAGCUGCAAGUGUACUGACGUCAUGUAUGUGUAUUUGUGAAGACGGAUUUCUGUUUCUGGGAUCCAGACUGGGGAACUCUCUUUUGUUAAAAUACACAGAGAAAGCGUCGGAGAGCUUAGAAAAUGGAGACACAGAGAAAAAGAGGGAUGAAGAGCCAGUUGCCAAGAAAAAGAAAGUAGAGGGCUCAACUGAAAUUGCCUCUGAUGUCUCCCAGAUAGAGAAUCUGUAUGACCUGGAGGUAUAUGGCCACGCUGAGAACCCAACAAGUACCACCAUCACCAGCUAUAUAUUUGAGGUGUGUGAUAACAUUUGGAACAUUGGUCCCUGUGGUAACAUUGUGAUGGGGGAGCCCGCCUUUCUGUCUGAGGAGUUCAGUAGUUGUAUUGACCCUGACAUCGAGAUGGUGAUGACCUCAGGUCACGGGAAGAAUGGAGCUCUGUCUGUCGUGCAGCGCAGUAUUCGUCCACAGGUGGUAACCACAUUUGAAUUACCGGGCUGUCUGGACAUGUGGACAGUCAAAAGUAUUGUACCGGGGGAACAAAAGGAAGACAAGGAUACCUCAGAAGAGGAGGGGUUAGGCAGUAACAUAGAGGGGGGUCACUCCUUCCUCAUCCUCAGUAGAAGUGACUCCAGCAUGAUUUUAGAGACUGGUCAGGAAAUGAAUGAACUGGACCACAGUGGCUUCAGCACUCAGACCACAACUAUAUAUGCUGGGAAUAUUGGAGGGGACCGCUAUAUCUUGCAGGUGUCUGACACAGGGCUCAGGCUGCUGGAAGGAGUGAGACAAAUUCAGCAUAUCCCUUUGGACACGGGAUCCCCCGUUAUCCAGUGUUCGGUGGCCGAUCCUUACAUCGUGUUACUGACACAGGAGGGACAGAUCCUGAUGUUCACCCUCAGGACAGAGGCGGUGGGUCUGGGGGUCCGUCUAGUGGUGGGUAGGCCAUCCAUUUCUCAGCAUUCUCAAGUGGAGGUGAUCAGUGCUUAUAAGGACGUGAGUGGCCUGUUUACCUGUAUGAAUCAGGUUGAUGAGGUACAGAUCACACCUGAUACAAAGUCUACAAAAACAGUAGCAGAGAGAUCAUUUAGCAUUGACGCCAAAACAGCAGAUGAGGAGGAUGAGUUAUUGUAUGGAGACAGUGAGGCCCCGGUAUUCCAGAGCUCUGCUAACACCAGUCAGUCAAUGGAGACAGACAGUCCUACAAAAGAGACGAAAAACACAGUGUCGAAGCCCACUUACUGGCUUCUGUUAUGUCGAGAGAAUGGGGUGCUGGAGAUUUACAGCAUGCCGGACUACAAAAUGGUGUAUUAUGUAAAGAAUUUCCCAAUGGGUCAGAAACUCUUGGUAGACUCGGUACAGGUCACAAAAGAGGCAAGCUCACUUGGAGAACGCCAGGAGAAGAUGAAUGCAGAGUGUCCCUCCCUAAAGGAGCUUCUGAUGGUGGGGCUCGGAUAUAAAGAUUCCCGCCCACAUCUUCUGGCCAGGGUUGAAGAUGACCUCUACAUAUAUGAAGCAUUCAGCUAUCCUCAGUCCACUAUAGACAAUCACCUAAAGUUACGAUUCAAAAAAAUCCAACACGAUCUCAUCCUCAGAGAAAAACGCACAAAAAGUAAGAAGAAGGAUCCCGAGGAGUUCCGAAAGGAUGAGAAAAAAGUGGGAAAGAUGAGAUACUUUAAAGAUGUAGCGGGUUAUAGUGGUGUGUUUAUCUGUGGGGCCUAUCCCCACUGGAUAUUUGUCACCUCACGGGGAAGUCUUCGGAUCCACCCCAUGGGGAUAGAUGGUCCGGUCUGGUGCUUCUCUGAAUUCCAUAACGUCAACUGUCCCCAUGGAUUUUUAUACUUCAACAAAAUGGGAGAGCUCAGAAUCAGUGUCCUUCCCACUCACCUGACUUAUGAUGCCCCCUGGCCAGUCCGUAAGGUCCCCCUGAGAUGUACCCCACACUUUGUAGCCUACCACUUUGAGAGCAAGAUCUAUGCAGUGGUGACAAGCGUCCCAGAAAUCUGUAAUAAACUUCCAAAGACCACCACAGAAGAAAGAGAGUGGGACGUCAUCGAGAAAGAUGAGAGAUUCAUUCACCCCACCAUUCCUCGUUUUACGUUACAACUCUACAGUCCCACAUCAUGGGAAGUUGUUCCAAACACAAAAAUUGAUUGUGAAGAGUGGGAACAUGUAAUAUGUAUGAAAACCAUCCGCCUGAGAUCUGAAGAAACCUUGUCAGGGUUCAAGUCCUACAUCGUCAUGGGAACAAAUCUGUCACUUGGGGAGGAGUGUACUUCCAGAGGAAGGGUGAUCAUAGCAGAUAUCAUAGAAGUUGUGCCUGAGCCAGGCAUGCCUUUAACCAAACACAAAAUAAAGACUGUUUAUGAAAAAGAACAGAAGGGUCCAGUGACUGCAAUAGCUGAUAUCAAUGGUCUCCUGAUCACAGCUAUAGGGCAAAAGUUAUACAUAUGGCAGCUAAAAGACAAUGAUCUGAUGGGUGUGGCCUUCAUUGACACCCAGAUCUACAUCCACACACUAGUCACCAUUAAACACAUCAUCCUGGCUGGGGACAUUCUCAAAAGCAUCUCUGUCUACCAGUACCAGGAGGAGUACAAAGUCCUCUCCAUUGUCAGUAGGGAUCCUAGGCCAUUAGAGGUAUAUACAACAGAUUUUCUGAUUGACAACACACAUCUUUGCUUUGUUGUGGCUGACAGAAUGAAGAAUCUUGUUGUGUAUGCUUAUCAACCAGAAGCCAGAGAAAGCCAUGGUGGACAGAGAUUGAUUCGUAAGGCAGACUUUAAUUCUGGUUCCCACAUCAACAGUAUGUUCCGGGUGAGGUGUAAGCUCUACGAUCCGUCCUCAGAUAAACGAAUGACCGGGGCCUCAGAGAAGAGACACAUCACUUAUUUUGCAACACUGGAUGGCAGCUUAGGUUUUAUCUUACCUCUGUCUGAGAAGGUAUACAGAAGAUUGUUCAUGUUACAAAACGCUCUGGUCACCCACAUACCUCAUGUGGCAGGCCUCAAUCCACGAACAUAUAGACAUGUUGUUUCAACAUUUCCUGAACUCAGAAAUCCCCAGAAAAAUAUUCUUGAUGGAGAGCUCUUGUGGAAAUACACAAACUUAAGUAUCAUGGAAAAAAUAGAGAUAGCCAAACGACUGGGCACAUCAAAUGAACAGAUCAUGGACGAUUUAAUGGAAAUUGACAGACUCACUGCCCAUUUCUGAUUCCACAAACCCAGGAUCA